Molecule: messenger RNA, 1663 nt
Organism: Chaetomium strumarium
Lineage: Eukaryota; Fungi; Ascomycota; Sordariomycetes; Sordariales; Chaetomiaceae
Product: TAF6-like protein
Exons: 2
Coding region: 139-1542 (467 amino acids)
Biological process (GO): transcription initiation at RNA polymerase II promoter; RNA polymerase II preinitiation complex assembly
Cellular component (GO): SLIK (SAGA-like) complex; SAGA complex; transcription factor TFIID complex
Molecular function (GO): transcription coactivator activity; protein heterodimerization activity; RNA polymerase II general transcription initiation factor activity
Source: RefSeq, a predicted model, not a curated record
CCGUGCUUCUGCGAUUCUGGGCUCCCGCAACUCGCGCCCGCGCAAUCAACCACAACGGCAACGGCGACAGCGACAAGAAACAAACACCAUCCGCCCCGUUCUCUUCAAACGUUUAGUCCGCGACCCGAACGUGGAACAAUGUCUGCGAACGACGGCCCAAAGUUACUAUGGAAUCCAGACAAUGUUCGAGAUGUCGCAGACUCGCAGGGCAUAUCGCUGUCUGAUGAGCCGCUACGAGUGCUGGCCCAGGACGUCGAAUAUCGAAUUGGGCAGGUCAUUGUCGAGGCCCUACGCUUCAUGCGCGCCGCCAGCCGCACGACUCUAACUGUACAAGACGUCUCCCAAGCACUCAAGGUGCUCGACGUCGAGCCGCUGUACGGGUACGAGUCGACGCGGCCGCUCCGGUACGGCGAAGCCAGCCUCGGCCCCGGGCAGCCGCUUUUUUACAUUGACGACGAGGAAGUGGACUUUGAGAAGGUCAUAAACGCCCCCCUGCCCAAGGUGCCGCGUGACAUGAGCUUCACUGCUCACUGGCUCGCGGUUGAGGGCGUUCAGCCCUCAAUACCCCAGAAUCCCACCACCGCCGAGACCGCUUCCAAGGAUCUUCUCCCGAAGGGUCCAGGUGCAAACCCGGCAUUGGCAGCUCUCGCAGGAAACGACAACGUCUCGUUCCGGCCGUCAGUCAAACACGUUAUCAGCAAGGAGCUGAUACUUUACUUCGACAAGAUUCAAGCCGCCAUACUUGACGACGACCCUGACGAGGAGAAGAAGAGACUCCGCGAGGCCGCGUUAGAAUCCGUCCGCUCCGACCCAGGCCUCCAUCAGCUCGUGCCCUAUUUCGUGAACUUCAUCACGAAUCAAGUAACUCACCAUCUAGACGACCUGUUCGUCUUGCGUCAAAUGAUGGAACUUGCGCAGGCGUUGAUUCAGAACCUGAAUCUAUUCCUGGACCCAUACGCCAGCGCCAUCUCCGCACCCGUGCUUACCUGUCUGAUGGCUCGCAAGCUCGGCGGUGCCGCGCCCGAAGACGGUUCCGAUACGCUACGCGAACAAUACCGCCUCCGCGAGCUCGCGGCGAGCCUCCUUGAGAUGAUCGCGCGCAAGUACGGGGCGACCAACGCGCUGCUGCGUCCCAAACUGACGCGCACCUGCCUAAAGCACUUCUUGGACCCCGUGCGCCCGCCAGCCGUGCUCUUUGGCGCUAUCAGCGGCGUGGCUGCGUCAGGCGGCCCUGAGGCCGUACGCGUUUUAGUUCUUCCUAACCUGAAGAGCUUCGAUGCAGCCGUACUGCAGCCGCUGCAGGAAAAGGGCGAGGCACACGGACUUGAGCUGGAGAUGCUCAUUGGUGGGAUCAUGAAGGCGAUCAAGAGUAUCGUUGGGGGCACAGGUAUCCCGGCCGCGAACGGAGUGAAUGGGAUCGACCCAUCAAGAGAAGCCGAGCAGGUUACGGAGUUCCUGGGCCCCGUUAUCGGGCGGAGAGUGUCCAGGCUAGCUAACCACGCCCUGAACAGGGCGAUUCUGGACGUCAAGCAUUUGGAUUAGUUCUCUUCUGGCAUGCGUUUGGAAUCAUGGCGCUACGGACAACGGGAACUGGCAGGAACGGCGUUGAGGAGUUUGCCGGGUUUCACUGGUUUGGGAAAAUGCGUUUGGCCACACAUGGUGG